AUCAUAAUAAUACACACUUCUGGUAAAUAGAGAUGAGGCAACUUGUACCUGUUAAUGCAUUUCCAAACUAACCCCAGCAUGUAUUUUCAGACUGAAAGUGAAUUGUGCUCAUACCCAUCAGAUGGUGGACUCUUCAACUGGAAAGGGUGGAGAAUAAGCAUCAGUAGCUUUUCAAAGGAUUGGGCAACUGUACAGAAUAAAUCAUAGUCAGUGCUGGAACCAGGUCAGGUGACCCAGCUGAAAACGACUUCUUGAUGGAUGGUCGAGUUCACCAGGACCUCCAUGUCUGAACAAGGAUCAUUUUUUCCAUUCCUCUGUGUAAAGUGCCAGCUGCGAUCUUUGUGGCGGUUGAAGCUGACUCCUGAGUUGGCACCAGUAACUACCAUCACAUGAAGGAUGUGAGCUCAGCUGUCAGCUCUUUACCGACGUGGCUGGAUUAACUCUUGAAUGAGACGUGGGGCUCAAGGCUUAUUCCCUUCGGAACUGGUGGCAGCUGCAGAUGGCACCGCCGGGUUAUCGGUUGGUAUGCAUGCUCAUCUAGUCAUCAGCUCAUGGAUUUGGUUCCAGAGCCUCCAUGGACAAGCUCGGGUUCCACGUGAGUUCUCUCCAGAUGUGCUCCAGAUUUCCGCCCUGUGACUUGCCAUGGUUUUCCUGUCAGUAAAAGUGUAGCUGGAUGGUGAGAAUAUGCGUACGACAACGGCUUCGAACGUCAAGUAACACGUGAAUUGAGUUCACGAAUUUUUGGGAGAAAAGGUAUUUUUUCCAGAAGAUUUUGGAACAAAGGAGAUCACUCGAACUAUAAGCAGACCGAACCGAGAGGAGUUAUCACCCUGUAAACCUCAAAACCCCAAAUCCUUCAGCUCAACAACACCAGAAGCUGCUUUGUUUUCAGCUCUGCUUUCCUGCCACGUCGACCACAUGGUGAGCAAGGCGCCCUCGCCGCCGCAGCAGCUGAGCCUGGCGAACCUCAGGGCGCUGUCCGUGCUCGGCCAGGGCGCCAGAGGCGUGGUCUUCCACGUCGUGCCUGUCGCCGCGGCGGAGGCGGCGGCAGCAGCCGGGGACAGCUCUGCUACUGCGGGCGCCGACCCCAUGGCCAUGGCGCUCAAGGCCAUGUCCCGCGCCGCCGCGCGGCACAAGGGCGCGGGGCCAGGAGGCACGUGCGGCAGUGACGGGCACCGGAGGAUCUGGUUCGAGCGCGACGUGCUGCUCGCGCUCCGGCACCCGCUGCUUCCCUCCCUCCGCGGUGUCGUGGCCACCGACGCCGUCGUCGGCUUCGCCAUCGACCGCUGCCCCGGCGGCGACCUCAAGUCGCUCCGGCGCCGGUGGCGUGCCGAGACGACGUUCCCGGAGUCCGUCAUCCGGUUCUACGCCGCGGAGCUGGUGCUCGCCCUGGAGCACCUCCACGGCCUCGGCGUCGCGUACCGCGACCUCAAGCCGGAGAACGUCCUCAUCCAGGACUCGGGCCACAUCAUGCUCGUCGACUUCGACCUCUCCACCACGCUACCACCGCCGCCGCCCCCGCCGCUGCCGAACGCGACCGCGCAACGCGUCAGCUCGCCAUCGCGGCGGCCUUCCUCACGCCACCGCAGGCGCAAGAGCAAGAAGGCGGCGGCAGCGAUCGUGUUCGCGUGCUUCUCCUCCCGCCACGCAGCCUCGCCGGAGACGUCGUCCGCACAGUCCCCGGCGUCCAUUUCCAUGGCCGCGUCGUCCGCGUCCUCCUCGUCCUUCUUCUCGUCGGGCGGCGCGCGGACGCCGGCCAAGUCGAACUCGUUCGUGGGCACGGAGGACUACAUGGCGCCGGAGAUCGUGGCGGGCAGCGGCCACGACCACGCCGUGGACUGGUGGGGCCUCGGCGUGGUGCUCUACGAGAUGCUGUACGGGCGCACGCCGUUCCGGGGCCGGAAUCGGCAGGAGACGUUCCGCCGCGUCCUCGCCGCGCCGCCGGAGCUGCCCGGCGAGCCGACGCCGCUGCGCGACCUCAUCGCGCGCCUGCUCGAGAAGGACCCCCGGAAGCGGCUGGGCGCGCACGGCGUGAGGAGGCACGCCUUCUUCCGCGGCGUGGACUGGGACCGCGUCCUGGACGUGGCGCGCCCGCCGUUCAUCCCGGCUCCCGACGACGGCGGCGCGGGCGCGGAGGCCCUGGCCGAGUCCGAGGCGUUGGACGUGGAGAAGGUCGUGCACGAGGUGUUCGGCGCGAGCGGCAACGGUGAGAUGCCGCCGACGGAUGUUGGCAGCGACGGGGGGAAGGAUUACGAUUUCUCCAUAUUUUUCUGAGUUUUUGGUAAUUACAGGACUGCUGCACUGUUAGUGCACGCGUUCCCAAAAAUAAAUGAUUAUGCACACAGCUUUCGCAUAUAGUUUAUUUGUCUUAUUUUUUUUCCUUCCUGGCUUCAUUUGGAUAAUACUCAGUCAGUGUAGCGGUUCUACCUCCAGUUUGAAAAUCUUGUAUGCUCAAACCUGCAUACUGGAGUUUGCAUUCUGGAGUUCCUCAUAAAAAAAGCAGAACAUUGAGUCUGUAGGAUUAUAUUGCCAGGUGGUAUAAAACUAUUGGGCCUCUUUGAAACGCUGGAACCGAAUCACACUGUUCUCUUCGAAGUUCCCGCGCUAAACAGAUCGUAAAAGAUUGUAUCAUGCUAAAAUGAGCCACAUUUUGCUUUUUUUUUCUUUGUGACAACAAUUGUCUUGCAAAGAGAAUGUUGACGGAACCGUGUGUAGUAAUAAAAUUCUUCGCCAGUGAAACUGCCACGGUCGGCUGCGUGCUUUUCUGAACGGUUUUGAACUGAAUGGGAAUGUGUGUGGGGUGGCCACUCAUUCCCGCUGAGCACAGACGACCCCCCGCCAGAUGCCCCGCCCGCACACGUCGUCGGCGCACCGCUCGCGCACGCGUGCGCCGGGGCCAUAGGG
This is a messenger RNA of Panicum hallii, 2904 nucleotides long. Its product is annotated as serine/threonine-protein kinase OXI1-like. The coding region runs from base 919 to 2274 and encodes 451 amino acids. The record is from RefSeq and is a predicted model, not a curated record. Gene Ontology annotation, cellular component: nucleus; cytoplasm; plasma membrane. The transcript is spliced from 2 exons. NCBI's taxonomy places the organism in Eukaryota, Viridiplantae, Streptophyta, Magnoliopsida, Poales, Poaceae. Gene Ontology annotation, molecular function: protein serine/threonine kinase activity; ATP binding. Gene Ontology annotation, biological process: protein phosphorylation.